Molecule: messenger RNA, 5927 nt
Organism: Helicoverpa armigera (cotton bollworm)
Lineage: Eukaryota; Metazoa; Arthropoda; Insecta; Lepidoptera; Noctuidae
Gene: Snx27
Product: sorting nexin-27
Exons: 9
Coding region: 248-1687 (479 amino acids)
Biological process (GO): endocytic recycling; intracellular protein transport; signal transduction
Cellular component (GO): early endosome
Molecular function (GO): phosphatidylinositol-3-phosphate binding; protein binding
Source: RefSeq, a predicted model, not a curated record
UUAGGGCAGUUAACGACAGAAACUCAACGGUGCCAAGUACGGGUGUUUCUAUAAGUUCAGAACAAUAUUUACACAAGAAUAAUUUCAAAGAAAUCUCUGAGGUUUAAUUUCCUUAGACCUCGUGACAUUUACGUUUUGUUAUUAAUUUCGGUUCUAACAAAAGAGGCGCUUUCGUAAUUUGAAAAGUUCGCCGUGGCGCGUUGGUGUGCUUGCGUGUGUGGGUGUCAAUGUGCCAGUGUGUGUCACAAUGUCGGUGCAAAGGGGUGGAGUCGGGACCUUUCGGUACUGUUUCUAUUAUUGUGCUACCACAGACUUUGAGAUAUAUGACCUGGAAACUGAGGACUCUGCAAAGAAUACUGGUAAUGGCGUGAACGUCGAAGGCUCGACCCACAGACAGGUGGUGGAUCUCAUCAAGUCCGGUGGCGACUGUCUUACACUUACCGUCAUCUCUGUCACACAAAGAGAAGCCGAACGACUAGAGCCAUGCGACGACGGAUCAGCUCCCGUAGGCGUCAUAGGCGGCGCUGCCAACUCCCGCGCGACCGUCUACCAACGUUACGACUAUACCGACAAGCGCUCCCUACCCGUCUCGAUCCCAGACUACCGGCUUGUCAUGGAGAGGAACACAGGCAGGUCCUAUGUGGCCUUCAAUGUCCAUAUGGCUGGACGGCAUCUGUGCAGCAGAAGGUACAGGGAGUUUGCCGCGUUGCAUCAUACGCUUAGAAAGGAAUUUUUAGGUUUCAAUUUUCCGAAGCUGCCCGGCAAAUGGCCGUUCACAUUGAGCGAACAACAGUUGGACGCUAGAAGGAGAGGACUCGAACAGUAUUUAGAAAAGGUAUGCGCAGUCCGAGUGAUAGCAGAAUCAGAUGCUGUCCAGGAAUUCCUCACAGAUUCGGACGAUUCCUCAAACCCAACACCAGUAGACCUGAAAGUCCUUCUUCCUGACAAAGAAGUGGUCACCGUCAGCGUCCUCAAGUCUACCAACGCUGACGAUGUAUACAGAGCGGUUUGCGAGAAGAUCGGCCUGUCCAAAUCGGUGCAAAAGUAUUUUUAUUUGUUCGAAAUUGUCGAAUAUAAUUUCGAGCGCAAACUCCAACCGAAUGAGUGUCCGCAUUCCCUAUACAUUCAGAACUAUUCGACGGCGUCCAGCAGUUGUCUGUCGAUACGCAAGUGGUUGUUCAACCCGCGCACCGAGAUCUCUGUCGUGGCUGAGGAUGCUACUGCUGCCGCUUUCAUAUUCUGGCAGGCCGUAGAAGAUGUGAACCGCUGCGUAUGUGUAGCAGGAGCGCGGUUAUACCAACUUAAGGCGCUACAAGACGUGCGACGAGCGCCCGAUUAUCUAGCACUCGCGCGAGCGUUGCCUGGUUAUGGACACGUGGCCUUCCCGCCUGCAAGGACCGAUUGCCGCGCCACUCCCGCUCUUGCCAUCACUGUCGGUUGGUCAGGGCUGAAGCUGUCGAGCUGGUGCGAGGGCGACACGAGUGGCACCGGAGCUAGCGUGGAAGUGAGCUGGCGCUCGGUGGUGUCGUGGAGCGCGGACGACGAGGCGGCGGCCGCCCGGCUCACGUACGCGCGCCACGACACGCACACGCGCACACUCGCGCUCUUCACGCCAUACUACCAAUUCCUGUGCAACUGCAUGGACAGAAUAGCUGAAGAGGCGAACUGGGUGGACACCGGCGAAUAAGUGACGUCACAUCCCCUCCCACUACUUAGGAAGUAAGCCACGGAAACGGUAUUAUGCCACCUCAACGCUGAACUAUUUAGUAGGAAAACCAUUUCAUCACUAGCAACACCAUCUCAGGUGUUGCCACUAAAUAAGAUUCCUACCAAAAUGUCAGCGCGGGAGUAUUAGUUCGUUAUUCUAUAAAAUAAUGUUAAAUAUUAAUUAUUUAUCGUAAAUCUUUUACCUAACUCCUAAUUAUAAAAUUAUCCUCAUCAAAUCUCUAUUUCUCUAUAAGAUGUCACUAAUAGUUAAGAAUGUUUCAAGGUUUACAUAAACUUAAUCUGUUAUUUAAAAUUGGUUGGUCAACUAUCACUAUUUAGUGUCAUCUUGUAUAAGAAAGAAUAUAUAAAUGAAUAAAUAGACCUAGGUAGCUACAUCUAUUCCCGAAUUGGACGCAAUAUUGAAACUUUAAGUGUAGAAUUAUGUACUAGUAUCCUUAAAGCUAUGCUUACGGUUCAUUUGUAGUGUAAUAAUUAUUAUUACUUACAUAAAUAGAUUCUAUUUUGUAGAGUUUUGUGAGAUACAGUGAACUUUGGUUGGAUUAUUGGAUCCCUACUAUGAAUUCUUCUUAUUUUCGGAAAAAGUAUGAGUCGGUAACUUAUUGAAUCAGCUGUAUACCCCUUUAUCUUCAAGUGAUUAUUAACUUAAGUCUAUGAGCUGUAAGAGUGAUUUGACACUAGCGGAUUGUCGCUCGUAUAUGCUCGGUUUUUCUAAACGCGACACUUUUAGCAAGAACCUUUUUUUUAAGGCGGGGAAAUCUUCUAAUGUUUUGCUACCGAUUUUUCAUUGUAUCUCAUAAAACUAGCUAGUACCGACUGUUUUCUACACUAAAAGUCUCUCUUUGUCUAAGUUAAGUUUUUUGUACUUACUUACAUAAUUUUUAUUACGAUUUUAUUUCUACUUUAGAUCUGCUUCACUUAUUUUACAUAAUGUAAACUAUUUAAUUUUUUUAGUUUUUGUUAUAAUUUGGAAAUGAGUCGUAAACGUUAUUCCCAAACAUUAGGAUAAAUAUUUUAGUAACAAAUCCGUUAGUUCUUUAUCGAAUAAACUUAUGAAUCGAUUUCAAAGAAUCAAUUAAUUAAAAAUAAAUCAUAAUUUAGAAAUUCCGUUUUUUAUAUUAUACCCAUCAUAAUAGCAGCUAAAAGCUCAGGUUUUUUUUUAUUACUAAGACAAUUUUAUUUAGCUAUAAUUUUUAAUAUAUUCGUGUAGUAAAUGUAGUAUUGUGAAUCAUUAACGCAUUUACAGUGAUAAUGUAAAAUAUAUAACAAAUUAAAUUUAAAUAAUCUUCACUAUGUAGUAAAUUGUGUUUGUGAUGAAUAUUUAAUUAUUAAAAUUAGAAAAAUAUUGUCGUAGUUAAAGAUGGCGUUCGAUCAAGUUUUAUUGUAAGUCCGCUAGAUGUCGCUAUCAAGCGCCGUGCAUACACAUCGCGCGAGCAAAUUCAUAGUAAAAUUCACCAUUUUUAAUUAAAUAUUUUUUACAAAUCACCACUUAAUAAGAAUAUCAUUAAUACUAUUUAAGCAAAUCAAUUAUAUAGUUCGUGAGGUGUAUGUGUUAGGUAUUCGAAUAACCGCCUUUAUACUAUAUUAUCAUUUUUAGAGUUUAUUUGUGGCUGUAUAAGUAAUUUAUAACUAUUAAAAUCAUCCUUUAACGGCCUCUAAAUAUUUGAAUCUUUAUCUUCAAAAAUGGUUGCUAAUUGCCAUUAUAAAUCUGCUAUAGAGUUUCUCUUAUAAACUUGUUCUAAAAUAUAGAACUCAGCUUAUACAAGAUAAACUUUAUAGCUUUGAUUUUAUAGAAUUCCUGUCUCUAUCCCAUUGAAGAAUAAGCUUCGAAAAUGUUUUUUUAAAAUCAACAUUACAUAAUACUGUUUGUUGCUGUUAUGAACUAAUUUCAAUAGUUUAAGCCUCUCAUACAUAUCUAUUAUUAUACCCUUACAUUAUAUUAAAAGAUUUUAUAUAAUCGUGUUUUUAUAAUGAUUAUUGAUUGAUGGCGGCGAAAUGUUUCUUGAAGGUUUAGUACAAAUACUAAGAAGGAUAGUCGUCAUUUAAAUGUUUUUCUUUGAUGGCAAUGCAAGAAGUUUAUAGUCUGUGCAAGAGUGGAAUCGCAUGGAAAUGUGACCAGGUACUAUAAUUGUCUGUUGAUUCAGUAUUAAUUUAAAGGAAUAUAUGUUGGUGCCAUAAAACCUCUGUGUUGCUUGCGUUGUUAAAAAAAAGUUUGGUCACAAAACAGUUUUUAAUACAAAAAAUAUUUAAUGGGGUUUAUGCUUCGAUAAUAUAGCAGAAAGAGAGCGGUACGAUAUUUAUUAAACUAAUUAACAAAUCGACAGCAUUGAUCCCAAUAAAGCUGUUAGUUUUUUUACGUUGGCAACACUAGCUUGCACGGGAUUGGUUGAACCGUCAGAGAUAGACAAGAAGUUUAGUCACGACUCUAUAACAAGCAAUAAAUAAACCGCAACGCUUAAACAGCCUUAUUUAGAUUGUCUUAUGUCGGAUUUUCAUGUACGUAGCUGCAAACUUGGAUAUAAACAGGUACUUAUUACUAAUAUUAUAAAUGCAAAUGUCUGUAAAAGUGUUCUUUACUCUUUCAUGCAAAAACUGAUCAAUUAAUUAUGAUGAAACUAGAAAAAAAUAUAAUUUAUACUUCAUAACAUAUAGACUUUUAUCCAGGUGCGGGAGUUCAGUCGGUCAGACUUUCAAGGCCCUCAAAAUAGCUCUGUUUUCAACCAUUAUAUCUUCCAGUGAUGAUGAAAUACAUACAUAAUGAAUAUAAACAGUAUACUCCCAGGCUUUUUUCCAUUUUACAAUUCACAAGUACACUCCACGCCAAAAAAAUUGACCCAAACUAUUUUCUUUACGUUUCCAAGUUAGCAGCUACGUAACCGGCCACUGUUAGCCUCGCACCAAUGAAGUUGUAAAUUCGCGGUAAUAGAGUAGAGUAAGCAUAUUAUAGGCGCAAUAACAAAACGUUAUAAAAGUAGUUUGGCUAGCUCUGUGUUAUUUACGGAAUAGUGAUUUUGAAGUGAUUAAAAUCAAGAAAAAUACCGUUUUAGAGCAAUAUAGAUAAAAAAGAGGAAUGCAUCAGGGUUGCCAAAAGGAUUAAAUAAUAGAUAUUUUACCUUGGCAACACUUCGUCAAAUGUAAUGAAGCAGUAGUUUUAAAGCUGAAUUUAACUACUAUUCAUUAGAUAUUGAAUACAUUUUUUAUCAAUUAAUCCUCCAAUUUUCUAUUGAGAACGCAAUGUGUACUGUUGAAUUGUCAAAAUGACAAUAUCGUUCAAAUAAUCGUUACUUCAUUGCCACUAUUCCGUAAUAAAAAUACAUAUAUCUCAAAGGAACGUUAAAGCACUUUAAAAAUAUUAGAAACAAAUAUCAUCUAAAUGUUGCUAUUAAUAUAGUUGAUGUAUCGUCCUAUUGUGAUCGUAAUUUUAUGUUGUUUAAGCCGCGUUUUAAAUGUAACGUAUAUGUUGGUAGGGGAUUUUCAUUUGUUGCAUUGGCUUGCAGAAUAACUUGAAUUUAAAAUAUCAAAAACAACAGUUUCAAAUAAUAUCUUCGUAUGCGUAAAUCUUCAGUAAAUUUUAAACUGUCUUGUCUAUAUAAUAUCUAACCAUGUUUUUCUGCAUGAUAGUGUAACAAUCUCAGUAGUAAUAAUAAUUAGAUAUUUAGCUUCUCAUGACAAGUGGUAACUAGUGACAAGUACUUAUUUAUCUCUCGUGUCGGAUUCGUAUGUUAAACUGAAUGAAAUAUCGACAGAAGGCAGAAGCUACAUAUUUUCAAAAUAAAUACCGAAAAAUGUUUGUAGGCCUCGGCUGUUAUUUGAACAUCUUUGGCUGUCGUUACGUGUAGUCCGAAGCCAGUAAGUCUGACAACCAGUCUUACCAAUGGGUAUUGGGUUGCCUGGAUAAUUGGGUUGAGGAACUCAGAAAGGCAGUCGCUCCUUGUAAAACACUGGUACUCAGGUGCAUUCGGUUAGACUGAAAGCCAACAGUUGGGUUGUCCCAACAUAGUUGGGAAAUGGCUCGGGAGAUGAUGAUGACUAAAAGAUAUUUGUAAUGGGUUUUUAUCAUGUAGCUUCUAUCUUAUGUCGAAGUUUGUAAAUCAUGAAUUGCAAUAAGUGCUUUAAAUUGCGUUGGCCCUAAAGGUAGAUGUUUAUAUUGGUUUAUUAAGUGUUAGAAAAUGAAAUAGCAUAUAUUUCGUUAAAAGAGCAAA